UGCUCAAUUUUCAAGAUGUCGUCGCUGGAACAGAGGUUGUCUCGAAUCGAGGAGAAGCUAAAGCAGGAAAACGAAGAAGCUCGCCGAAAAAUCGACCUCAACAUUGACAUGAGUCCACAGCGAUCACGCCCGAGGCCGAUCAUCGUGAUCCAGCUCAGUCCUGCUCCAGCCCCUUCACAGCGUGCAGCUCUGCAGCUGCCCCUGGCCAACGAUGGAGGCAGCCGAUCAUCAUCAUCAGAGAGCUCACCUCAGCACCACCCCUACCCCAGCCGCCCACGACAUGUCCUCACCCUGCCCACUCCUCCAUAUGGCCUACAGAAGAGCCUAGAGAAUGCAGAGAUUGACCAGAAGUUGCAGGAGAUCAUGAAACAGACUGGUUAUCUGAAGAUUGACGGUCAGCGGCAUCCAGCAGAGGUAGCAGACCUUAUCAGUGAGGGAGAAAUAGGCAGUGGGACGUGUGGACAGGUCUUCAAAGUACAGUUCAAGAAGACAGGCCAUGUCAUUGCUGUCAAACAAAUGCGACGUACGGGAAACAAGGAUGAGAACAAGAGGAUCCUGAUGGACCUGGACGUAGUGCUGAAGAGUCAUGACUGUCCUUAUAUUAUCCAGUGCUAUGGAGCCAUAGUCACCAACACGGAUGUAUUUAUUGCGAUGGAACUGAUGGGCACGUGUGCUGAGAAGCUGAAGAAGAGAAUCCAGGGCCCCAUCCCAGAGCGAAUCCUGGGAAAGAUGACCGUGGCAAUAGUGAAAGCGUUAUUGUACCUGAAAGAGAAACAUGGUGUCAUCCACCGGGACGUCAAACCCUCCAACAUCCUCCUUGAUGCUAAAGGCCAGAUCAAGCUAUGUGACUUCGGCAUCAGCGGUCGACUCGUCGACUCCAAGGCCAAGACCCGCAGUGCCGGCUGUGCUGCGUACAUGGCGCCUGAAAGAAUAGACCCCCCAGAUCCCACCAAACCUGACUAUGACAUUCGAGCAGACGUAUGGAGCCUCGGUAUCUCUCUGGUGGAGCUGGCCACAGGACAGUUUCCCUACAAGAACUGCAAGACAGACUUUGAGGUCCUGACCAAAGUGCUGCAAGAAGAUCCUCCUCUCUUGCCUCUCAGCAUGGGUUUCUCCCUCGACUUCCAGUCCUUCGUCAAAGACUGCCUCACAAAGGAUCACAGAAAAAGGCCAAAGUACCACCAGCUGCUGGAGCAUAGUUUCAUCCGGCGCUAUGAGGUGCUGGAGGUGGAUGUAGCAGGUUGGUUUCAGGCGGUGAUGGAUCGCACUGAAUCGCCCCGCAGCAGCCAGUGUUACAGCCAUCAGCACAUGCUCCACUCGCUCUUCAGUAGGUAGCCUAGUCUCAACCAACCUGGCGUUAGCUUAGCCAUGCGCUAGACUAGCCUAGCUUUAGCAUUUCCUAGCCCAGACUCUGUUCUAGUCUAGCCAUUAGCAGCUACGCCCAUUUCUUGGCCCACCGUGCUUGUCUAUCUGUCCACCGGAGACCCUGAAGAGCCCAUAAAGGAAAGGGAGACGGAGACUCAGUGGAGGACUUUGGAUGGACAGAUGGAGUGAUGGACAGAGGGAUGAUGGAUAGAUGGCAAAAUUAUCUUAAUUUAAUAGUGUGUUUAAUUUAGACUGGCAGACACGGGGAAGAGGAAAUGAGGACAGGUGCACAUUGUAGAGUUGCAUCACCGUGUGCAUAACAGCUGUCCCAUAUGUGCUUAUACAUUGUCUCCAGUCAGCUGUUGCUCUUUAACCUAUAUAUGUUUCCAGCAUUGAUCCAAGUGUUUGGAUUAGUCAACAGAGUAGUCAUUACACACUGGAACGAAGCGUCUGCUACUUCAGCAAACACAAAUCGCUCCUGUAUAUAAACGAUGAGGACAAAGUGACACCCGGUGCAAUUAUGAUUCUUCAGGUGUUUCUACUAUCACACACUCAGGCUGAGUCUAUACAUGGUUAAAUAUGUGUAUGAGUAAGUAUUUCCCUGUGUAUACAUUCAGAUAGAUAAUCAAAACACAUUCAGUGUUGAUGUUAAUGAGGUUAUAUUUUCACUGCAGCUCUAACACACAUAUGAGAUGAAUCUACCUGUUAGCUGUUUUAUAGUAUACAUGUAGGGAUAGGAGUCCUCAUCUAUUUUACUAUGAAAUGUGUUAGAAUUCACAUUAUUUUAUUUAGCAGUUGCUAAAUAGAGGGGGAAAAAAACAAAGUUACAAAAAAAUUAGAACUGUAUCAUAGUUUUGGUUUUAUUUAUCGUGUUUUAGAAUGAGUUGAACUUGAAUGCUUCGUUAAGUGUUUCUGGGAGUGGAUCCAUGGUUUCCACGUCAGUGACCUGAAUGGGAAUCUGCAGAUUUGCAUCCAUUUUUGUUUCGUUAAAUAAAGACUGAGCCAUCAGCAUGUGUAGUUGAUGUGCUCAGUCUGUAGACCCAAGCAUACAUGGAAACGAUGAUCAGGUGGGAAUCGGAGAGAAGUUAAGCGUUUGAAAGGCUUGAUGAUCUUUUUGUUGUGUGAGAAAGGUUGGAGGUAGAAAUGGGAGCAGAGUGUUUUAUUUUUUUUUUUAAACAAAGCAAAGAACAGGACUAUGUUUUGUACAAAGAACAGGGAGUAGAUUUUAUGAGCUGUGGAGCAUUUCUUUACUUCACUCUACCUCUUUCUAUUUGUCCACCACUCUGUCUGCCUCAGCUGUUUAGUGUGUUGUGAAGCUCCACAGUGCUACCAGACCAAAGGCUGCAUGUAGGAUGUUGUAGGAGCCCGGAUGAUGCUCAGUUUCACAUGUUGUGAAUUCAAGCCAGCCACUUGUAAUUACGCAGUUGAGAUGUUUUUUUUAGGGCAGGGAGGGGUCAAACUGUCUGCCUGGGAGCUCACAAAAACUUACCACCUCUCACAUUUUUCUCUUGAUUAAGUAGGCCCACUAAAGAAAUCCAUUAUACAGCCACUGAAGGUGAAAGUAAACUAAUCUCAUUGCAGUUGUGAAGUGCGGUUUCUUAGCCUCGGGAUGCUGUAGGGGAACGACGACUCCAGGAAUGUACAUAAUUCUGUAAUAAUGCCCUCAAAAUGAUUCAGAAGCAGAGUUUUAUGGUUGGAAACGCAUGUAAUGUUGCUUUAAAGGUGUAGCAUGUAACAAAAUUUAAAGUCUAUUUAGAAAAAAAACCAAUAUAAUUAAAACCUGUUUUUACUGGCAUCUAAUCUCUUUACAAAAAUAACUGUCAUUUUAUUCAUUUAGAGUGAACCGGUAAUUUCGACUUAUCGUGGGUCCACAUACUUGGCAACUGCCAUAUUUGUGCAAACUACGGUGUCUGUGAAUGGAAAAAAACAUCACUAUGUGAAGUGAGAGCUUUAAAGCUGCAGUACCGCCUUUGUUUAAUAGGUGCUAGGACACCGUUUGUGAUAAGUAACGUCUUAGAAAGACCAUAGAAGAUAUUACAUAUAUACACAAUGUUAAAUAAGUUAACUGUAGUGCACUCAUUGCUGCACCUGAGAACACGGGAUGCACUCACAAAUGAAAACAUGUUUACGUCUGGAAGAAUUUUGGCCACUGACGGCCACCGUCUAUUCAUUACUGUGUAGUAAUUGAAGUCAAUACUACAUCCACCUUUGCCACUAGAUGUCAGUAAUUCUUACACUUUAUACCUUUUAAAUGUUCAAAAAGUUUGAAACCUAUGUUCCAGCCCUGAAAACAGCUCUUAACUUAAAAACUUAAUAGUCUUUUCAGGUAACUAAGUAAUAAAGUUUUCCAACUAAAUGAACCAGAUUCGUUCUUAGACUAAAUAUGACUUAUUUUUUUUUACAUUUAAAAUAACCUAAGGUUGAUCAUUUAGCAGAACAGAAAAGGAAAAGUUUUUUCCCUAACCAGUGAGUAUUUUGUUGACCCAGAGGCUCCCGGGUAGCUCGACCUUUGACGCCUCUCUGACCACAAGGCCUAGGUUGAAAAUAAACUUGCUUUUAAAUACGUGUGCAUUUGAUCAUCGUGGCUGCCUCACAUAUUUUGCGUCUGUUUAAAGUGUCGUUUGUGCACGUAAUUGGAAAUUCAUGCUACAAAUUCGCAGGUGGAAUAUGCCAGUAACCGCUGUGGACAACGUCGGGAACAUUUAGACCAGAAGUAAUGUAGGAGGAUUGACAGCGGUAAAAAUGAUGGAUUGGUUUAAGGUCCCAGCGGUCCCACUGUGGUGGCCUGUAUUGACGCCAUGUUUGUCAUUGUAUUUACACCAUACAAAUUUACUAAAUUCCGCAAAGCAAGUAUAUGAACAGUUAUGCUCACAAUGACGCUGGUUGAAUACACAAAGUUAAAAAGCAAGUAUAUUCUCGGCCUUAAAGAUCAGAUCGUGUGGCUUCGAGAACGAGACACGUCUGAACAGAUACUCCACAAGAGACUGCAUAGAGCGCUACCGCCUCCCCUCUUGCAGGGCCACAGCCAAAGCCUGCUGGAUGUAGAUGCAGACUCCAGCCUCCCACACCCCGUCAUACACACACCAAACCAAACCACCGCUAAACACAGAAACGAGGAGCGGCAAGAACAGAAAGAGAAUGUAAAAUGUCAGGGAGUGAGACGGAGGUACAGGAAAGUUGUCUAGUUGGCAGAAAAGAUGAGCGGAAAGGAAAUGAUAGGAACAGGAGAGGAUGAAAGAGUUGAGGUGAGACGUAAGACAGCGAGUGUAAAGAAAGUGGGACAGCAAGACAAAGACAUGUCAGAGAUGAACUGGAGUUGGCCGACAGGGAAGUAAAGGAGAUGGUAAACGGUGAGGGAGAACAUCAAGUUUUAACUGGACUGCCGAGCUCUGAGGCUAGCUGGUUACUGUAAAAAGCUUUCAUGGUGUAAAACCAACCUACCAAUUAUGAUUUUUAGCUAGCGAGUUAGCAUGUUAUUGAUUAUUCAGACUGUGUUAUUUAUUUACAUUUCUCCUGCUGCUACUUUUUAUUGCUUUAGACGCUGCUGUCACUUCUUUUUCCCAAAGGACUUUUUUUUUUUUUUUUAAACCAAAUAAAUGAAAUAAUGCAAUGUCUACAUGUGUUACCAAAUACAGAGGAGGAAGUCUGAAGAGAGCAAAUGCAAGUGAGAUAUGGUUGGGUAUGGAAAGUGUAGGGUGAAAAACUACGACCUCACCUAAAAUGUAAAGACACACCUCUCCUUAACUGUAGCUCUGUAAGUAAUGGAAGAUGUUAAUCAUUUAUAUCUCACUACGACAUCACACUAACAUCCUGUAGAGUGUAGGUAUGAUUAGAGGGGCGUCUGUCUGUCCAGAUAUUUACUGUCACAUCCAUCUGAAACCUGUCCAUCCAUCCCUCUGUCCAGAGGUCGCCUGUGAGCUUGACAACCUUGACCGUUCACACCAAAGGUGACCACAACUUAACAAAAAUCCCAGAGCAUUGUUGUUAUUGUUAUUAUGGUUUGUGACGUUAUAAUUGAUCACUCAGCUAUGAUAUGUGUGAAAUCUGUAGCUAGUGGGAGGGGAUGUGUGUGUACAGGGAGGGAGUGCUGUAUUAUAUCAGCACUGUGUAAGUGUCAUAUACUGUGUGGGAGACUGGCGCACUCACAUACAAGAGAUAAAACCAGAUGGUUCCUCCAUCUGCUCAGUGGAUCGGUCUCUCCGUGGGCCUGUUAUGAAGUAAGUUGAGCUUUUUUUGGCUUUAUUUGGUCUACACCAUCCUCUGGCCUGAAUAUUAAGUAUCACACAGCUGGUAACCAGUGGUUAAUGACCUCUAAACCUACAGAAAGGGUGACCCAUUCAGGUUGUUAAAACAGCAAAUAAACAAGCAGAUAAAGUAAUAGUUUUAUGUUUAUUUUUAAUCAGUAAUCCUGCAAUUUUAGAACCAUAAAAGGGAAAGUUUGAUAGAUUAACCAAGCUCCAAAAACACUGAUUCACCUCUGCAAGUAACCCUAACAAUCUUUACUAGUGAGGGGAAGACUGGCUUUUUCAGAGAUUUGACUCUUUUGGCUCCCAAAUAGAUUUGAAAUCACUCAAGAUCUUCUAUUCUAACCUUAUUCAGACUGUUUGUGUGUCAUUAAGCCUUAUUUUUAUGCACUUAAC
Messenger RNA from Melanotaenia boesemani (Boeseman's rainbowfish), 6005 nucleotides. RefSeq names its product mitogen-activated protein kinase kinase 7 (gene map2k7). Lineage: Eukaryota; Metazoa; Chordata; Actinopteri; Atheriniformes; Melanotaeniidae. The transcript has 12 exons. The record is from RefSeq and is a predicted model, not a curated record. Gene Ontology annotation, molecular function: ATP binding; protein kinase activity. Gene Ontology annotation, biological process: protein phosphorylation. Bases 16 to 1335 code for a protein of 439 amino acids.